This is a messenger RNA of Durusdinium trenchii, 369 nucleotides long. NCBI's taxonomy places the organism in Eukaryota, Dinophyceae, Suessiales, Symbiodiniaceae. The record is from the annotation of a GenBank genome assembly.
AUGCGAAGAGCUCUGGCUGCGAGAUUGCGCAAGGCUCCAGCUGCAUUGCCAAAACGCGCUGCGGGCAGCUUCACCCUCCGUCCUCACAAAACGCUGGUUGCGCCCAUUAAGGUUUCAGCGCCUCACGUCGGCUCUCCGUCGUGGAGUAGCAGGGAAGGCGUGAGUGCACGUCACACGUCCCCAGCUAUGCUGGUUUGGCUCUCUUCAAUCCAGGACACCACGAGCACGAAGCAACUGGUGGUUGUUUUUUGUCCUGGUGGUGGUGACCACUGGUUUUACUGUGGUUUGCGCCCUGUGACUGGCCACAGACAGCUGUGCUACCAGGCCCCAGAUGUUGCUCGGUCCAUGCUGCGUUCGGCGCAGUGGUAG